GGUAGUUCAAUCUUAUCUACUCUCAAUAGAUAACUCAAUCUUCAAUAACUGAUUCACUUCCUUCACUUCAUUCGCUUCGACGAAGCUUACUGGAUUACCACUCACAAUCUACCUUCGCUACUACGGUCUACCUGAUCUGGAAUAACCCAAUAUCAAAGAUCUAGUAUAAAUCUUUCAGCUUUAUGCAACUACUAUAUCAUUGUCUUGCUCAAUACUAGAUAUCAUACUUUUAUCUUGUAUUCGCUUCAUAUACAAAUAUCUAAGCGAGAAAGCACCCCACCGUGCAACAAUGUCGGAUAAUAAUAUGGAUAAUGUACAGAUGGAAGGCUCGAGUGUACAAGAGGCCAAUGAAACCAUCUCGUUUGCCGGAGCUUUUGAAGAGUACAAGAUUGAUAAGGAGCUUUUGUGGCGCAAAGUUCCAGUCAUAGCAGGCGAAGAAAGACCUUACUUCUCUACCGACUUGGGCCUGACAACCGAAACAUUCGAGGCGUUCCUAUUAUGGAUCAACACGGACAGGCUGCCAGAAUUGAACGUCAUUUACAUCGAGAAAGAUCAUAUAUUAGAGUACUAUGGUUACAACCACGAAAUGCUCUACAGAGCAGCCCUCUGGUUCGACUUGAAAGUUUUGGCCGACAAUAUCAUGGAUUGUAUCAGAAAAGUCCACGUAUCUUUCGGCAUUGGAUUCACCAAGAUUGAGAUCAAGAGAAUAUAUGCGCAGCAAUUUACACGUUGGGGACUGAGUUACUAUGCCGCUUUAUGGAUUCAUCUCGAGGACACACGUCCAAACGACUACAUGAAGGCUACGACCAAGGCUGACCGUGACGCUCUCUUGAAAGACCGAGUAAUUGCUCAAAACGUGCAUAACAUUUCUGGACCAUGGUUUCCAGGAAACCAAAGCGCAUGCAUGUUUCAUAUUCAUGCUGCCAGUCAGCCUUGUCUACAAAACUACGAUAUCGCAGUCGGCUUGUGGGUUAUUGAUAAAAACGGCGAGGACAUGAGCUUGGAUAAAUGGAAAACCAAGAAGCUUGCGGAACAAACACCCACUGCUGGCGGUCAGUCAAACCUUUAACUUUCAGAAUCUCCCAUCAAUACUCGCCCUGAGUGGGUGAUAUUGAUCGAUGAAGAACCCUGACUAUAUUAGAGAGUCUUCAAUUUCUUGAGCACGAAUAAAGUUUCGUGUUUAGGAAAGCGUAAUGAUGGCAUGGUUAGAUUUCUGGCUAUCCUCCAUCAAAUCAUUUUUUGUUAUUUCGUGGAACUAAGGGCACGUUCAAUGGUUUACACGGGGAGUUCAACAGCAGAACAACCCAUCAAUUUGAGGCAUAACCAUCAUAUCGUACAAUAACCCAGCGAUCAGAUAUUCCAGAUAUAACUUGCGAGCUGUUUUACUAGAAUGUAAAUAAUUGUUUA
Messenger RNA from Botrytis cinerea B05.10, 1407 nucleotides. RefSeq lists its product as hypothetical. The transcript is spliced from 2 exons. The record is from RefSeq and is a predicted model, not a curated record. NCBI's taxonomy places the organism in Eukaryota, Fungi, Ascomycota, Leotiomycetes, Helotiales, Sclerotiniaceae. Bases 290 to 1069 code for a protein of 259 amino acids.